UUUGGGUUCUUCUCUCUCUGUGGUAUUUCCUUACAUGCUCCGACCCCCGCUUCUCUCCCUUUGUGUCUCGACACACACCCAGUCCGUGACGCCCCUUUUCCGGUGGCAAACCUUCCUGGGCACUGGUGCGCUUUUACGCGCGGCGACAUGGCGCGCGUCCGGACGUCUCGCCGCGCUCUCUCGCCGUCGCCGCUCCACGUCGUCGUGCUUGCGAUCGCCGCGGCCGCCGCGUCGACCCUCGAGCUGACGCUGCUGCACACGAACGACCACCACGCGCGCAUCGAGGAGACGAGCGCGGACGCGGGGAAGUGUCCGGAAGGCGGCCGCUGCUUCGCUGGCGUCGCGAGGAGGUUCGCCCGCGUCUCAGAGAUCCGGAUGCGCGAGAAGAACGUUUUGUUUCUGGACGCCGGAGACCAGUUCCAGGGAACCGUGUGGUUCAAUUACUAUAAAGGCGCCGAAGCAGCGCACUUCAUGAAUAGACUGGGUUAUGAUGUCAUGGCAUUUGGAAACCACGAGUUUGACAACGGAGUGGAUGGUCUCAUCCAGCCCUUCCUCCAGACUCUGAACUGCACUGUGGUGAGCGCCAACAUAAAAGCCGACCGGACUCUGGCCGCCCGCUUCAAUAAGUACUACCGGCCUCACGCCAUCGUCAGCGUGGGUUCGGAGGAGGUGGCGGUGGUGGGCUACACCUCUGCAGAGACCCCCUUCUUGUCCCAGCCAGGUCGGCACCUCAGCUUCGAGGAUGAGGUGGAGUCGCUCCAGGCGGAGGUCAGGAAGCUGCAGGAGCGGGGCUAUAACAAGAUCAUUGCUCUGGGUCACUCUGGCUUUGACGUGGACAGAGACAUCGCCAGGCGAGUGAGCGGCGUGGACGUCGUCGUCGGAGGCCACACCAACACCUUCCUCUAUAACGGAAAGCCUCCGUCCACUGAGGUGCCAGCUGGCCCAUACCCGUACAUGGUGAGGUCCAAUGACGGGAGAGACGUGCCGGUGGUCCAGGCCUACGCCUUUGGGAAAUACCUCGGGUACCUCAAAGUUCGAUUUGACGAGGCUGGAAAUGUGAUAGAAGCUGCUGGAAACCCCAUUCUGUUGGACAGCAGCGUACGUCAAGACGAAGGCGUUCUCGCUGAGGUGAAGGAGUGGAAGGAGGGCCUGGCCUCGUACUCCACGCAGUACGUGGGACAGACGCUGGUCUACCUCAACGGGACGUUCCAGGAGUGUCGCUUCCGGGAGUGUAACCUCGGCAACCUGAUCUGCGACGCCAUGCUUUAUAACAACAUAAGAAGUCCCGACGAGCUGCAGUGGAACCACGUGGCCCUGUGUCUGAUGAACAGCGGCGGCAUCCGCUCGCCGAUAGACGAGCGCUAUAAAAACGGUUCCAUUUCCAUGGAGGAGAUCCUCACCGUUCUGCCGUUCGGAGGGACCUUCGACUUGGUCCAAAUGAAAGGCUCCACGGUGAAAAAGGCCUUCGAACACUCCGUUCACAGAUACGGAGGCAAACAUGGAGAAUUCCUUCAAGUCUCGGGGUUCCGCGUGGAGUACGACGUCUCCAGACCCGCGGGCCGGCGCGUGGUGUCCCUGUCCGCGCUCUGCACCCGGUGCCGGGUGCCGCGGUUCGAGCCGCUGGACCCGGAGAAGACCUACGCCGUGGUCAUGCCGUCGUACGUCGCGGCCGGAGGCGACGGCUUUAGCAUGAUCAAGGAGGAGCUGCUGAAGCACGACACAGGUGACAUGGACAUUUCCGUUGUCGCCAACUACAUCUCGGAGAUGAAGCGCGUGUUCCCCGCGGUGGAAGGUCGCAUCACGUUCCGGAGCUCGGCCGUCCGCACCGUGUGCGGCCUUGGACUGGUGCUGCUGGGUUCGAGUUUGUCCUUGACCCUCUGAUUAUCAGAGUGAGAGCCUCGUUAAAGAACAUACUUCACAUCUCUGUAGAAAUGUCUGUCUGUUACUGAAUCGGCCUCGUUUUGUACUUUUCUACGGCUUUUCUAUUAAAUUUAAAUAAACAAAUUUGUUAUUUGAAAAUGUU
Messenger RNA from Betta splendens (Siamese fighting fish), 2023 nucleotides. Its product is annotated as snake venom 5'-nucleotidase-like. The transcript is spliced from 9 exons. The record is from RefSeq and is a predicted model, not a curated record. Gene Ontology annotation, biological process: AMP catabolic process. Gene Ontology annotation, molecular function: metal ion binding; 5'-nucleotidase activity; nucleotide binding. Lineage: Eukaryota; Metazoa; Chordata; Actinopteri; Anabantiformes; Osphronemidae. The coding region runs from base 148 to 1881 and encodes 577 amino acids. Gene Ontology annotation, cellular component: plasma membrane.